Polistes canadensis is the source of this 809-nucleotide messenger RNA. Its product is annotated as RNA-binding motif protein, X-linked 2. Gene Ontology annotation, biological process: mRNA splicing, via spliceosome. Gene Ontology annotation, molecular function: RNA binding. The record is from RefSeq and is a predicted model, not a curated record. Gene Ontology annotation, cellular component: catalytic step 2 spliceosome; U2 snRNP; precatalytic spliceosome. The transcript is spliced from 4 exons. NCBI's taxonomy places the organism in Eukaryota, Metazoa, Arthropoda, Insecta, Hymenoptera, Vespidae. The coding region runs from base 329 to 748 and encodes 139 amino acids.
GCGCUUGAUGCAUGAAACGGAAUGCAUCUGCAUUGCUCACAGCUGUGCAUGUAAACACAAUCUGUAUAUUAUUUAAUUUUUUUUUGUAUAAUGCAAAACAUAAUAAUAUUAAUUAAACAAUAAUUUGAUAUAUAUUUUUGUAAAUAUAUAAUCACAAAUAUAGACUUACGUAUAAAAAUUAAUAUUCACAAUAUAAUCUUUUUUAUUAAUACUGUUAUUACUUAACCAAAAAUAAAAAAAGAAUAAGUUUAACACAAUUAAUUUAUAUAAAUGUGUUGAAUGGUUUAUCAUUGUUUGUGAAUGUUUAAUAAUUUGAAAUCAAGUUGAAAUGAAUCCUUUGACUAACGUAAAAAAUAUAACAAAACUUGCUCAGCAAGAUUUAAUUGGUAAUAAAAAAACAUCUUGGCACGAUCAAUACAAAGAUAGCGCAUGGAUAUUUGUUGGUGGAUUACCAUACGACUUAACAGAGGGUGAUGUUAUUGCAGUUUUCUCGCAGUAUGGUGAGAUAGUAAAUAUUAAUUUAGUACGUGAUAAGGACACCGGCAAACAAAAAGGAUAUGGUUUUAUAUGUUAUGAAGACCAAAGGAGUACUGUGCUCGCUGUUGAUAAUUUCAAUGGCAUUAAAAUUUUGGGUAGAACAAUACGCGUUGACCACGUGGCCAAUUAUAAAGCUCCCAAAGAAACGAAACAUAUUGAUGAUGAAACUAAAAAAUUAAGAGAUGAAGGUUGUGCACCGAAAAAAUAUUAAUAAGUUAAGUUUGUCACGCGGAUGUAAAUAAAAAAUAAACAUUUAUAUUAAUGUAGAUGUA